Molecule: messenger RNA, 1688 nt
Organism: Tilletiaria anomala UBC 951
Lineage: Eukaryota; Fungi; Basidiomycota; Exobasidiomycetes; Georgefischeriales; Tilletiariaceae
Exons: 2
Coding region: 311-1600 (429 amino acids)
Biological process (GO): ceramide biosynthetic process
Cellular component (GO): membrane
Molecular function (GO): sphingolipid delta-4 desaturase activity
Source: RefSeq, a predicted model, not a curated record
CUCAGCUCUCCUCCAGCAGCGGGACCGCUAAAGACUAAUUAAAUGUUACUGUCUCAAGACGCCAGCCACACUGCCAUCCGUAUGCAACAGUUGCACUCUUGGAUCAGCUCAUCUUUUCCACCCGAGCCCUGAAGACGUCAGAUGCGAGUCGUGUAUGGAUUACCGCACUUGGGACUUCCCUGCGCAGCUGACCCAUCUGAAAGCAUCUCUGCCGGAGGAAUAGCAGAUGCCCUCCGCCAGCAUCUUGCAUCAAGAGGUGUGAGCACUGCGCAUAAGCCACCAACCGCGUAGCUGGUGCGGUUCCACCAGCAUGUUCGGCUUCAACGACAAGCCAGCCAGCGUAGACUGGUCCUACUAUGGCGGCGCGGAAGAACUUCCUCCUUCGAUGCAGCGCAUCCCAUCUUCCGCCUCCACUGGCCACGCGUCGUUGUCGUCGUCGUCCCGCGUCAGCCUCUCUCCAGCCGAGGCGAGUACGCCCGCGACUUCUGACGACGAGGUCGAUCUCUCUCUCUCCGAAAAGACCGCGAGCAAACUCAGGCAGCGAACAAAUACGGCAGCAGCGGAGGCAUCGUUGGCAAAGGAGCCUGCAGGCGCCAGUUGGAUCCCAAAUGUUCAGGUACCGCAGGACGAGUCAGACUUUCUUUGGCUGCUUACAGAGGAGCCGCACCGAACGAGACGGCAGGCGAUUAUGAAGGCACACCCGGAGGUCAAACGACUAAUGGGGCACGAGCCGCUCACAAAAUGGGUCUCACUCUCGGUCGUCUUUCUGCAGCUCAGCAUUGCUACGCUAUUCGCGCAUUUUGGUGUCCAUCCUCUCAACUGGAAGUUCCUCUUGACUGCGUAUGCUAUCGGGGGUGCAGCGAAUCAGAACGUCUUUCUCGCUAUCCACGAAAUCACACACAAUCUCGCAUUCAAAGGCAUCAAGGAGAAUAAAGCAUGGGCCAUCUUUACCAACUUACCGAUCGGUGUGCCAUACGCCAUGAUGUUCAAGCGCUACCACAUCGAGCAUCACAAGUACCUGGGCGAGGAUGGCAUCGACACGGACCUGCCGACAAAGCUGGAACUGAUGUGCCUCAAGAACGUCCUCGGCAAGGCCUUCUUCGCCACCUUCCAGAUCUUCUUCUACGCCCUUCGCCCCGGUUUGAUCCGGGCGCAGAAGCUGACGGCAUGGCACAUCCUCAAUAUUUGUGUACAAAUCUCUUUUGACUAUCUGCUGGUCCAAGCAUUCGGAUGGUACCCCAUGUUUUACCUCCUCGAAUCCAGCUUUUUUGCGGGCAGCCUACACCCUUGCGCUGCCCACUUUAUCGCCGAGCAUUACCUUUUUGGGGGGAUUCAGCAGGAGACGUGGUCCUACUAUGGUCCGCUCAACAUUCUCUGCUACAAUGUCGGCUACCACAACGAGCACCACGACUUUCCAUCGGUCCCAUGGACGCGGCUCCCAGCGCUUCGCAAGAUGGCUCCCGAGUUCUACGACUGCCUGCCCUCGCACAGGUCCUGGCCGCUCGUCACGCUGCAGUUCAUCUUUGGCACGGACAGCGGUCUGUUCGCGAGGAUCAAGCGCAAGUCGUCCAAGGAGGACGUCAGCAUCAGCGCAGAGUAAGCGCGCCUCGCGCCCGGCACGCUGUGCUUUGUAUCAUACACACGCUUUCCGCGGCUGUGCUCAUACGAUUCUCCAUGCUGUCAAACAC